Molecule: messenger RNA, 1371 nt
Organism: Betta splendens (Siamese fighting fish)
Lineage: Eukaryota; Metazoa; Chordata; Actinopteri; Anabantiformes; Osphronemidae
Gene: dtymk
Product: deoxythymidylate kinase (thymidylate kinase)
Exons: 5
Coding region: 547-1191 (214 amino acids)
Biological process (GO): dUDP biosynthetic process; dTTP biosynthetic process; dTDP biosynthetic process
Cellular component (GO): mitochondrion; cytoplasm; nucleus
Molecular function (GO): ATP binding; dTMP kinase activity
Source: RefSeq, a predicted model, not a curated record
UAAACCCAAAAUGGUUUAUAUUUAUGUUAAAUUCAAUUUGAUUUGUUCUGAACAUGAUAGAUGCCUCACACGCGGCCUAAGAAAGCGAGACUCUUACUUUGAAACGAAUUACAAUGACGGCUGGUAGCUGGUGCUCAGGCGCUAAGUAAGUAAGUUAUAUUUUCUUUUCCAGACGAUGUCGACUGAAAUAAAGCCGUCUUCUGGAUAAUUUGUCCAGAACAUAUAAUACAAAACACAUCCAUUUUCUCGUUUCUCUUGAUAUAAGCGACACGAAACAGAAUUUAGUCAAUACCAAUAAACUAGCUGAGAAUACUUUUUUCAAAACCAGACAUAGAAUUUGAUUUAAAGCCGUUUCGAUACAAAAAUGCAAAAUGAAAACAUGUUUUCUGGUUUCCCCAGCUUUUAAUUUGGUGGGAAAGGAAAACUACCGGGCCACGUAUCGCGUUUCAGCGAAAAGGCGCGAUAAUAGGACCAGCCGUUUUGUCGCGACUCAGUUCUGAGUUACCUCGUGCUGCCUGUUUGUCUCCUAAACGUGACGGUGCAGUUAUGGCGUGUAAAAGAGGUGCCCUUAUUGUGCUGGAAGGAGUAGACAGAGCUGGCAAAACGACUCAGUGCAACAAACUGGUCCAGUCGCUGCAGCAGAGUGGCAGAGCCGUGGAGAUGAUGAGGUUUCCUGAUAGGACCACCAUCAUCGGACAGUUGAUAAACGCCUACCUGGAGAAGAAGAGCGACUUAGAGGACCACACGGUGCAUCUGCUCUUCUCUGCCAACCGCUGGGAACUGGUACCUUUAAUAAAAAAGAAGUUAGAGCAAGGUACCACUCUGGUUGUGGACAGAUAUGCUUUUUCUGGAGUUGCCUUCACCAGUGCCAAGCCAGGUUUCUCUUUGGACUGGUGCAAGAAACCUGACGUGGGCUUGCCAAAACCUGACCUGGUUAUGUUUUUGCAGCUCAGUCCUGCUGAGGCUGCUCUCAGAGGUCAGUUUGGCGAAGAGCGAUAUGAGACUAGUGCGUUCCAAAGAGCCGUACAACAAAAAUUUGAACAUCUAAUGAAGGAUCUUUCAGUCAACUGGCAGGUGAUUGAUGCAUCUCAGAGUGUUGAGGAUGUACACAAACAAAUUGCAUACCACAGCCUCAACGCGAUCAACACAGCGCAGAACCUCCCACUUGGUGAGCUGUGGAAGGCUCCAUAAACCAUAUUUUUUUUAAAACACUGUAUGCAUAUAUUGUUAUUCUGUACAGGAAAUCACACAUUCUUACAAGUGAUGAAAGAUACUUUCAAAUAUCUCUUAUUUUAUUUUUAAUCUUCUUACAUGUCUAUUGUUCUUUCACUUCUAAAUAUUGUGUUGAUUAAAUAAAUUAACUUCAAAUGA